AUGGCAGAGCUAAAGGCGUACAAUCCUCAAGCUUAUGCAACUCUGCAACUAACGAAUCCGCUGACAUGGUCUAGAGCUUUCUUCAAGAUUGGCACUUGUUGCAAUGACAACCUUAACAAUCUAAGUGAAUCUUUCAAUAUAACCAUCAGACAGGCCAGGAAAAAGCCCUUAUUGGAUUUGCUAGAGGACAUUAGGAGGCAAUGCAUGGUCAGGAAUGCCAAGCGGUUUCUCAUAGCUGAUAGGCUCAAGACAAGGUUUACCAAGAGAGCACAUGCCGAGAUUGAGAAAAUAAUAGCUGGGGCAGGGAAUUGCCAGAGACUUAUGGCCAGACACAAUAUUCAUGAGGUAUCUUCGAAUGGUGUUAAUUACAGGGUUGAUAUGAAUCAGAGAAUUUGUGGUUGCAGGAAGUGGCAGAUGGUUGGAAUCCCUUGUAUUCAUGCUGCAUGUGUGAUAAUAGGAAAGAAAGAGAAAGUUGAGGACUAUGUCAGUGAUUACUAUACAAAAAUAAGGUGGCGAGAAACAUACCGAGAUGGUAUUAUGCCUGUUCAGGGGAUGCCAUUGUGGCCUAGAUUGAAUAGGUUACCUGUAUUGCCACCCCCAUGGAGAAAAGGCAACCCAUGA
This is a messenger RNA of Camelina sativa (false flax), 621 nucleotides long. RefSeq lists its product as uncharacterized. Gene Ontology annotation, molecular function: zinc ion binding. The record is from RefSeq and is a predicted model, not a curated record. Lineage: Eukaryota; Viridiplantae; Streptophyta; Magnoliopsida; Brassicales; Brassicaceae.